Messenger RNA from Urocitellus parryii (Arctic ground squirrel), 1909 nucleotides. The record is from RefSeq and is a predicted model, not a curated record. Lineage: Eukaryota; Metazoa; Chordata; Mammalia; Rodentia; Sciuridae.
AAAGCAUUUUUGGUGGAUGGUAUGAAGCCAGCCAUGGAAACUGCAGCCGAGGAAAAUACUGAACAAAGCCAAGAGAGAAAAGUGAACAGCAGAGCUGAAAUGGAAAUUGGCAGGUACCACUGGAUGUACCCAGGCUCAAAGAACCACCAGUACCAUCCUGUGCCAACCAUGGGGGACAGGGCUAGCCCCUUGAGCAGUCCAGGCUGCUUCRAAUGCUGCAUCAAGUGUCUGGGAGGAGUCCCCUAUGCCUCCCUGGUGGCCACCAUCCUGUGCUUCUCUGGAGUCGCCUUGUUCUGCGGCUGCGGGCAUGUGGCUCUUGCUGGCACGGUGGCCAUUCUGGAGCAACACUUCUCCACCAACACCAGUGACCAUGCCUUGCUGAGUGAAGUGAUACAACUGAUGCAGUAUGUCAUCUAUGGAAUCGCAUCCUUUUUCUUCUUGUAUGGCAUCAUUCUGUUGGCAGAAGGCUUUUACACCACCAGUGCAGUGAAAGAACUACACGGGGAGUUUAAAACCACCGCCUGUGGCCGAUGCAUCAGUGGAAUGUUUGUUUUCCUCACCUAUGUGCUUGGAGUGGCCUGGCUGGGCGUGUUUGGUUUCUCGGCAGUGCCUGUGUUUAUGUUCUAUAACAUAUGGUCAACUUGUGAAGUCAUCAAGUCACCGCAGACCAACGGGACUGCGGGUGUGGAGCAGAUCUGCGUGGAUGUCCGGCAAUAUGAAAUAGGAAAAGAGAUCUUCAUUAAAACUGAAGAAUUCUACAUGUCCUAUCACCUGUUCAUUGUGGCCUGUGCUGGAGCUGGCGCCACCGUCAUUGCCCUGAUCCACUUCCUCAUGAUACUGUCUUCUAACUGGGCUUACUUAAAGGAUGCGAGCAAAAUGCAGGCUUACCAGGAUAUCAAAGCAAAGGAAGAACAGGAACUGCAAGAUAUCCAGUCUCGGUCAAAAGAACAACUCAAUUCUUACACAUAAAAUGUUUGCCAGAGUGUUUCUGCCGACGAUUUUACAGCUCUGACAAAUCAUCAGCUGCUCUGCAGUACAGAUGUGUAUCCCACCAAACUAAUGUAGACGUACCAACAUUUCACUGUCUGUCUCAAGCUACUGGGAUGUACUCUAGGAAAACCUUCCAGUGGGUAAAUCUUUUUCUUUAGGACAAAUAUUGGAGGUUUCAUGUCAGCCAUUUUAAAAGGCAACACUUUUGACAAACUGUUCAUCCUUUGAAAAUUUGUGGCAUGUGUGUACUUAUUGCUAGAGCAGUUCUAUCAAGACAGGCAAUGGGAAUACAUCAUACUCCUUGAUAGGGACCUAUGACAUGCCAGCAUCAAGGGAUGUGACCAUAAAUUCACACAUGCUAUCUGCCCUCAAAAAAUAAAAUCUACAUAGGAAAUAAAAUGGAAUUGGUGUAAAGUUCCAGUUCUGACAGCUGACAUUUAUUUAACUUGGGCUCAAAGAUAAUGUGAUUCCUAUGACUGACUUUAAAAAACAAAUUAGCACUCUUCAAUUCCAGGACCCAYUGAUUUCCUCAGCUAAUGAGAAACCUAUUUUUCAAAAAUACURCAAAACGAGAGCUUACAACAAUUGUGCUGAACCUAACACAGAAGAAGCUGAAUUCKGACUUGGUGACAAGCUUUCCAGAAUCAGUUUUAUAAUAAUUUCAUUUACACAAUGAUGACAGUUUUCAUUCUUCUUGGGAAAUAAGCAUCAGCUCUGCCUUAAUGAGUACUUGCCUGAAAUUUCUAAGAAUUUAUAUAACCAGAGGCCCCAAACUCCUUCUCAGAAUUUUGUUCCACAAAUAUUUUUAAGAAGUGUUACCUUAUUAAAAUGAYCACCAUUCUAAACCAUUUGUAAGUGGUCUGAAUGGUGAGUUUACAGUUUCAUACCAACUAUCAAAAACCUAACUGCAAAUUGACCU